Messenger RNA from Oldenlandia corymbosa var. corymbosa, 1683 nucleotides. Lineage: Eukaryota; Viridiplantae; Streptophyta; Magnoliopsida; Gentianales; Rubiaceae. The record is from the annotation of a GenBank genome assembly.
AUGGCUUCUUCGGUGGUGUGUUCGUGGUUAAUGGCGGCAUGCAUGUCAGUUGCUUGCGAGAAUGAGUCCCCCGCUUCCGUCUCUAUGUUGAGCUCCAACCCCUGUUUGUCUUCCCGAUUCUCCAAAUGGGCUGCUCGUAAAAGGAAGAGGGCUUUCCCUAUUUCCGCUAGAUACGCCCCGGAAUUCUCUAGAAUUCGUAAUCUCAUGAGCUCCUGUUUGGCUUUUGAGCCCUGCCAUAACUUCCGUAGGUCUACUUCUUCUUCUUCUUCGUUUUCGUCGUUGGCUCUUGCUUCCUCCCCAUUCUUCUCCGGUGACAAUGGAGCUCUUGCUCCGGCUCGGAGGAGCGAUAAGCAUAAAAAUCUUGCCCAAAAUGGUAAAGUAGUGGCAGUAGCUGUGCAACCUGUUAUGGAAGCCACUCCAAAGAAGAAGCCUCCCACCAAGCAAAGGAGAGUGGUUGUGACAGGGAUGGGUGUUGAAACUCCACUUGGUCAUGAUCCAGAAGAGUUUUACAGUAAUUUGCUUGAAGGUCGUAGCGGAAUAAGUGAGAUAGAGGCUUUUGAUUGCUCACAAUUCCCCACAAGAAUUGCUGGAGAGAUAAAGUCUUUCUCAACAGAUGGUUGGGUUGCUCCUAAGCUCUCUAAAAGAAUGGACAAGUUCAUGCUUUACAUGCUGACAGCUGGAAAGAAAGCAUUGGCUGAUGCUGGAAUUUCAGACGAUGUCAUGAAUGAAUUAGACAAAACAAGAUGUGGAGUGUUGAUAGGUUCAGCUAUGGGUGGAAUGAAGGUUUUCAAUGAUGCAAUUGAAGCUUUAAGGAUCUCAUACAAGAAGAUGAAUCCCUUUUGUGUGCCUUUUGCUACUACAAACAUGGGAUCUGCCAUGCUGGCCAUGGAUUUGGGAUGGAUGGGUCCAAACUAUUCAAUAUCUACUGCAUGUGCAACAAGUAACUUCUGCAUAUUGAAUGCAGCCAAUCACAUCAUUAGAGGAGAAGCUGAUAUGAUGCUUUGUGGUGGCUCUGAUGCUGCAAUCAUACCCAUUGGACUGGGUGGUUUCGUGGCUUGCAGAGCACUUUCUCAAAGAAACAGUGAUCCCAGUAAAGCUUCUCGCCCUUGGGACAGUAAUCGUGAUGGUUUUGUGAUGGGAGAAGGAUCUGGAGUUUUACUUCUUGAGGAACUUGAGCAUGCCAAGAAAAGGGGUGCAACAAUAUAUGCGGAAUUCCUGGGUGGAAGUUUCACUUCUGAUGCUUAUCACAUGACUGAGCCUCAUCCACAAGGAACCGGUGUCAUCCUGUGUAUAGAGAAGGCUUUAGCUCAGUCUGGUGUGUCUCGGGAAGAUGUGAACUACAUAAAUGCACAUGCUACAUCCACGCCAGCAGGAGAUCUUAAGGAAUAUCAGGCUCUUCUUCAUUGUUUUGGCCAGAACCAAGAGUUACGAGUGAACUCCACAAAAUCAAUGAUUGGCCAUUUGCUGGGAGCAGCUGGAGCUGUUGAAGCAGUUGCAACCGUGCAGGCUAUACGGACUGGGUGGGUUCAUCCAAAUAUCAACCUGGAAAGUCCAGAUGAUGGUGUGGAUGCUAACGUAUUGGUUGGCCCGAGAAAAGAACGAGUAGACAUCAAAGUAGCUUUGUCAAAUUCUUUUGGAUUUGGUGGACACAACUCAUCGAUAUUAUUUGCUCCAUACAAGUAG